This is a messenger RNA of Amyelois transitella, 4014 nucleotides long. It is a transcript of the gene Top1, whose product is annotated as DNA topoisomerase 1. The coding region runs from base 347 to 3187 and encodes 946 amino acids. Gene Ontology annotation, molecular function: DNA topoisomerase type I (single strand cut, ATP-independent) activity; DNA binding. Gene Ontology annotation, cellular component: chromosome; nucleolus. NCBI's taxonomy places the organism in Eukaryota, Metazoa, Arthropoda, Insecta, Lepidoptera, Pyralidae. Gene Ontology annotation, biological process: DNA topological change; DNA replication; chromosome segregation. The record is from RefSeq and is a predicted model, not a curated record. The transcript has 10 exons.
ACCAUUCAAAAAUACAAAUCUUUUCUUUUUGUUGGUAGUGUGGAUUAUAUUUACAUUUAUAUUAUGCUAUUGUAAUCAAAUAUAGAAGCUUCUCCUUGUUAGUCGGUUGAGAAAAAAAUAAAUAAUUAAAAUAGUAGUUCUGUUAAAAAUGCAACUGGCGACAUUAAAAACUCAACUACAAACAGAUGUUGUCAACAAAUUCGAACAAUGAACCGAUGUCCAUGAAGUUGGUGCAAGACGACGCAUGCGCAUUCGUCACUUCACGGCACUUAGAAAAUUGCGAACGCUCGGUCCGCCAGCCCAGCUUCAUGAAAUUUGGAACAAACGUUGGUAAUACGUAGACAAAAUGAGUGUCGAAAACCCGGUCAGUGAUAAUGAUUACGAUCCUGGAAAGGUAAACGGCAAUAAAAAUGAACACGUGAACGGUAUUCAAAACGGAUACAGCAGCUCUGAAAAGCAUAAGUCAAGUCACAAGUCAUCCAGCAAGGACAAACACCGGGAUAAAGACCGCGACCAUAAAAGUUCAAAACACAGUUCUAGCAGAGAUAAGGAUAAAGACAAACAUUCAAGUAGUAAAAGCAGCUCUCAUAAGUCAUCAAGCAGAGACAAGGAACGCAGCGACAAAGACAGGAGUAAGGAGCCUAGUAAAGACAAAGAGCGCAGCGACAAGGAUAAGGAACGUAGUGACAGAGAUAAAGAUCGCAAUGACAAGGACAAAGACAGAAGUGAAAAGGACAAGCAUCGCAGCGACAAGGACAAGCACAAAGACAAGGAGCGGAGUGAUCGUGAUAAAGACAAGCACCGGAGUAGCAAUGGAGAAAAGAAAUCAUCAUCAUCUAAAGAUAAGGAAAAGGACAGAGAACACAAGAGUUCCUCCUCGAAGGAACACAAAUCAAAAGACAGGGAUAAGGACCGUGAGCGAGAGAAGGAUCGGCACAAAAGUGAUAAAGAUAAACAUAGGAGUGAUAAGGAUAAACAUUCAACUUCUAAAGACAAGCACAGUUCCAGUAAAAGUAAAGAUAAGAGUGAUGAGAAAGUUAAAUCAGAGAGUUCUCGAGAAUCAUCUGUUAAACAGGACCCUAUUCAGGUAGAUGAACCUGUGGUUAAGAAUGAAAUAAAAGAGGAGCCGGAAGAUGGAUAUGGUCGUUUUAACAACACCACGAUGUCAUCUUGUGACUACAACUUGUCCCAGUUUAAGGAUGAACCACUAUCAGAACUACCUCAAGAAGAAGACAGUGAAGAAGACAUCCCAUUGCUUGAACGGAUGGCUUCUAAGAAACGUCCAGCAAGUGAAAGUGAAGAGGAUAUCCCACUUCUACAACGCAAAAAAUUAAAGAAGAAAGUAAAAAAAGAACCAAUUUAUGAUGAUGAAGAAGACGAGGAAAUAAAGCCCAAAAAGAAGAAAAUAAAACCUGAGAAAAGAAAAUCCAUAAAGCAAGAGCCUGAUGAAGUUGUCAGCCCCACCAAAAAAAAGAAAAAGCAAGAGGAAGAACAAGAGGUCUGGAAAUGGUGGGAAGAAGAAAAGAAGGAUGAUGGAACAAAAUGGACAUUCCUGGAACACAAAGGGCCUUUAUUUGCUCCUCCAUAUGAACCAUUACCUUCAAACGUUAAAUUCCGAUAUGACGGUAAAGAGGUGAGAUUGUCGCAAGAUGCCGAAGAAGUUGCUGGAUUCUAUGCUAGAAUGUUGGAUCAUGAUUAUACCACUAAAGACACAUUCAACAAUAAUUUUUUUGCCGACUGGCGUAAAGUCAUGACAAAAGAGGAAACCAAGCUUAUUACGAAUCUUUCAAAAUGUGACUUUAAAGAAAUGCAAGCAUAUUUCCUAAGUGUGUCAGAAAAGAACAAAAAUCGCACCAAGGAGGAAAAAGCUGCAUUGAAAGCUAAAAAUGAAGAAAUACAAAAAGAAUAUGGUUUUUGUACAAUUGAUGGUCAUAAAGAAAAGAUUGGUAAUUUUAGAAUAGAACCCCCUGGAUUAUUUAGAGGUAGAGGGGAACAUCCCAAAAUGGGAAUGUUGAAGAGGCGUGUCAUGCCAGAAGAUGUUUUGAUCAAUUGUUCCAAAGACAGCAAGAUACCUAAACCCCCAGCUGGACAUAAAUGGAAGGAAGUUAGACAUGAUAACACAGUUACUUGGUUGGCAUCCUGGACAGAAAAUGUACAAGGACAAUCUAAAUAUGUUAUGCUUAAUCCUAGUUCAAAAUUGAAAGGUGAAAAAGAUUGGCAAAAAUAUGAAACUGCAAGAAAACUUCACAAGUGUAUUGAUAAAAUUAGGGACACUUAUCGGAAUGACUGGAAAGCUAAGGAGAUGAGAGUACGGCAGCGUGCAGUGGCACUAUAUUUCAUAGAUCGCCUUGCUUUAAGGGCAGGUAAUGAAAAAGACGAUGAUCAGGCUGACACUGUUGGUUGCUGUUCACUCAGAGUGGAACAUAUAGAACUUCACAAGGAAAAGGAUGGCCAAGAACAUGUAGUGGUGUUUGACUUCCUUGGUAAGGAUUCCAUCAGAUACUACAAUGAAGUUGCAGUAGAAAAGAGAGUAUUUAAGAAUCUUGAACUGUUCAUGGAAAAUAAGAAAGAUAGUGAUGAUCUCUUUGAUAGACUUAAUACACAGACAUUGAACGAACAUUUGAAAGAGUUGAUGCCUGGUCUUACUGCUAAAGUAUUUCGUACCUACAAUGCUUCUAUCACAUUACAAAGGCAAUUGGAUGAACUUACAGAUGCUAAAGCAUCAAUUCCUGAAAAAAUUUUAGCCUACAACAGAGCAAAUCGCGCAGUUGCUGUCCUUUGUAACCAUCAGCGUGCAGUGCCCAAAGGACAUUCCAAAUCUAUGGAAGCUCUCAAAGAGAAGAUUCAAGCAAAGCGUGAUCAGGUUGAGGAGGCAGAAAGAGAUCUAAAAGAUGCAACAAAAGCAGCAAAACGAGGCUCUGAGAAGAAAAAGAUUAUAUGUGAUAAGAAAAAGAAAGCUUUAGAGCGCCUGAAGGAGCAAUUAAAGAAAUUGGAACUACAAGAGACAGAUCGUGAUGAAAAUAAAACUAUUGCUCUGGGAACAUCAAAACUAAAUUACUUGGAUCCACGUAUAUCUGUGGCAUGGUGCAAGAAGCAUGGCGUGCCUAUCGAAAAGAUUUACAAUAAGACUCAAAGAGACAAAUUCCGAUGGGCUAUCGAUAUGGCUGGACCUGAGUACGUUUUCUAAAGGCAAUCUGAUUAGCAUUAGCUAUAUUUAUAUACAGUUUUUUGAAUAAUUAUGUAAACGUUCCACUUGUACUUUAGUUACACUUCGAAUGUUUUAAUUUUUGACAUGAAAUUCGAUAGUGUUAAUUUGUAGUAUUGUUAUAUUUGACUCAAAAAAAAUUGAUGUAUUGUUCCUUUAAUUGGGCUCCAAAUUAGAAGUCUGAUUCUAAUUUAUUUUACUUAGUAAAUUUCAAGCUCUUCUUAGAAUAUUAGGCUAAGCCAUAGCAUUAGAAUGAUAUUAGUUUAGGGUUUGUUUAUAUAGAUUUGUGGUACAUUCUAAAUUCUAUAUCGAUUGCGUUGACAUUCUGAUAAUGUUCACAUAGUGAGAAAGUGUAGGAAAUCCAGGUGCAUUGCAUUAUAUGACAACAUUGCAGGACAUCAUUUUUACAUAAUUUUAGUGUGGAAAUGUUUGUUUUCUGGUAUUUUGUUUUGUAUAUAAUAAUACUGCAGGUUCUUUUACACUGUAUCUACUUAAGUUAGUAUAUUACAAAUUAGCAAUAGAUUACAUGUCUUGUGCUUAGUAAGAAAGAUGACAACAUAAAAAAAUCAGUGAAGCGCGUAGCUAGAUGUAAAUUAUUUUGGUGUGUAUGUGCACAAUGUUGUAAAGUAAGAAAUAGUUUUAUUUUAUUUUUAUAAUUAAGAUCAAAAAUUGUGGCAAAACAAAGCCGUCAAUGUUAAAAAGGUACAAUGUUAAAAGUUAAAUUACAAAUAAUGUACUUGUAAAUAAAUUUUUACCAUGUCAUGCAAUUGUGAAAAGAGAUUAUCCAAAUAAAUAAAACAUUGAUAGGA